Messenger RNA from Octopus sinensis (East Asian common octopus), 2174 nucleotides. Its product is annotated as kelch-like protein 10. The record is from RefSeq and is a predicted model, not a curated record. The transcript is spliced from 4 exons. Lineage: Eukaryota; Metazoa; Mollusca; Cephalopoda; Octopoda; Octopodidae. Bases 131 to 1858 code for a protein of 575 amino acids. Gene Ontology annotation, molecular function: protein binding.
CAAGCGAAAACAGUCUUGAAAUGACGUCACUCUAACGGGACCUUAGUUUUAGUUUUUUUACCUACUAGCCAUAUGAUAAUCGACUAUUGAAGGGAGAGUUUGUUUUAACUUGUAAUAAUCGCCAUUCAACAUGACAAGUUCAAUAAAAUACGUAAAGCCUGAUAAAGGUCAAGACAAAUUCCGAUGUGAAAUUUUUCAGUUAAUGGCAUCCAAAAACCUCUGUGAUGGAGAAAUCAUUCUAGUUGAAGAACAAACGCGGUUUCAAAUUCAUAAAGUCAUUUUGGCUGCUUGUAGCCCAUAUUUCAGAGCUAUUUUUACAUGUGGUAUGAAAGAAUCGAUAAGUGGGAAAGUAGUUAUACCCGGUAUUUCCAAAGAUAUCAUGACUAACAUCGUGAAAUACGCUUACACGAAUGAGAUUGAAAUUACGGAAGAAAACGUCCAAGUUCUACUCUGUGUCGCAAAUCGAUUAGCUAUAAGUAGUGUUCAAAAAAUGUGUGAAGAAUUUCUAGCAUCUCGGCUAACUGUGUACAACUGUAUUGGAAUAUAUCAAUUUUCAAAAUUUUACGCUUGCACUAUCCUGAUACGAAAAAGCUGGAGUUUUAUCUUAGAACAUUUUACGGUAGUUUCAAAACUUAGCAGCGAGUUUUUAAGUUUGACGUGUAACGAAUUGGAAGAAAUAGUCCGGGAUGACUGUUUAAAUGUCAAGGAAGAAGAAUCUGCGUUCUUAGCAUGUCAAAGAUGGAUCAUGUUCGAACCGAAGAUCCGUGCCAGUUUUUCAAAACGACUUUUUCAAAAUUUACGCAUAGGUCUCCUACACCCAGAUAUUUUAGAUAAACUAAAGAAAAACUCGGUUACUGAAUAUAAAGCAAGUAUUUACCUUAGCCAACUUUAUAAAGAUAUUUCAUUAUAUUUGCAUGAAAUGCCUACUAUUUUCCGGCCGCGGAUUCCUAGUGAAGUAAUCUUUAUAACAGGCGGCUACGGUCUGGAUGGAAUUAUGUCGAAUAUGGAAACGUAUGAUGCUCGUACGAAUCAAUGGUUUAUUCUUAUAAAUCCGGCUCAUUGUCUUCGAGCUUAUCAUGGCACCGUGGUUUUGCAUGAACAAAUAUAUAUUCUUGGAGGAUACAAUGACAAUAAUAAGUAUUACAACGGUGUGCACCGAUUUGAUAUUGCAACGCGUCAGUGGCAAGAAUUAUCGCCAAUGCACUUUAGCCGCUGCUACGUUGCAAGUACUGCGUUAAAUGGACGAAUUUAUGCUUGCGGUGGUCAUGAUGGACUGCAGCGGCAUCGAGCGGUGGAGUGUUACCACAGAUCAAGCAAUCAAUGGGUUUUGGUCGCUCCUAUGCGGUAUACAAGGAGUGAUGCUGGGAUAGCACCUCUUAAAGGAAAGCUUUAUGUUUGCGGCGGUUUUGACGGACUGACCAGUCUAAAUACUGUGGAAGUCUACUGCGCCAAAACGGACCAGUGGACACUUCUGGAGAACAUGUCCACUCAUCGCACGGGUCUCAGUGCUGUGAUUCUAAACGCAAACCUUUACAUUCUUGGAGGAUUCAAUGGACAACACCGACUGAGGUCAGUGGAGAGAUACAAUAUCCAUGAAAAGAAGUGGUCCCGUGUGAAGCCUAUGCUUGGUCGAAGAUCGAACUUUGCUGCUACCGUAUUGGAAGGUUUUAUUUACGUUAUUGGUGGCUAUGAUGGUCAAACUGUAAUAUCUACCGUUGAAUGCUAUGAUCCUUACAACCGGACGUGGUCGCCUCGUGCCGAUAUUCUUUACCCAAGAAGUGCAGUUAGUGCAACUACUUUGAAAUCACAAGAAUACGCACGAUAUUUUACAUUCUAUGGGCAAAAAGACAACACAUAACCGAAAAUGUAUUCUGGAUACGUAUGGGCGUUCUUGCAGUCAACAUGGCCAUUGUGGUAGCCGUGGUCAUCAAGGAAAACAUUUUGAUUCUUUGAGAAUUCUUUGUUUUAAAUUAAAAAAAAAUUUGUUUUUCAAUAUCGAAAAUGAAAUGAAGAAACAAAAAGAAAAUUAUAUUUUUGGAGAAAAUAUUUUACAAAACUGAAAAAGCAAAUCAAUGGUUUUAGAAGCAUGUUUCACAUCAAGUGAAAAAUAUAAACAUGCAAAAAAAUUUAAAGACGGAAAAAAAAAACAAGAGCAACAGUAAUAAAACAUAACA